UACUUGUCGGCCUUUCUCAAUCCGAUUUCGUAGCUACGCAGUCGUGUAUUGACGGACGCGCGUCGCUUCACACUUGUUUCGCGUGCUAACGACGUUCGUCAUUAGAUAAUAGAACGGGACGACUGUGGACGUUACCUACGGACGUAUAUCCUCAAAGAAACGCCGGAAAAUCUCGUAGCCGUGGUCCGGUGUCGCAGCACAGACAAGACUUAAUUAGUUGGACCAAAUCGUAUAACAAUGGUUAAAGAAACAACUUACUAUGAUAUUUUAGGCGUUAAACCUAAUUGUGGGAAUGAUGAGCUUAAAAAAGCAUAUAGAAAAUUAGCUCUGAAGUACCAUCCUGACAAGAACCCAAAUGAGGGUGAAAAGUUCAAACAAAUUUCUCAAGCAUAUGAAGUAUUAACCACACCAGAAAAACGUCGUUUAUAUGACCAAGGUGGCGAACAAGCACUUAAAGAGGGUGGAGUGGGUAACUCCUUCUCUUCACCAAUGGAUCUGUUUGACAUGUUCUUUGGUCAAUUUGGUGGAGGUGGUCGUGGUCGUGGUGGCCGUCAUGGACCUCAAAAAGGCAAAGAUGUUGUUCAUCAAUUAAGUGUUUCUCUUGAGGAUCUUUACAAUGGCUGUGUACGAAAAUUAGCAUUAGAAAAGAAUGUUAUUUGUGACAAAUGUGAAGGUAGAGGUGGUAAAAAAGGAGCAGUAGAGCAAUGUCCAGGAUGUCAAGGCAGUGGAAUUCAAGUGCAAAUUCAUCAGUUGGGACCUGGUAUGAUACAACAAGUACAGUCUAUGUGCAGUGAAUGUCGUGGACAGGGUGAACGCAUCAAUCCCAAAGAUAGAUGUAGGAAUUGUAAUGGAAAAAAGGUUACUCGUGAAAGGAAGAUUUUGGAAGUAAAUGUAGACAAAGGCAUGGUUGAUGGACAAAAAAUAACAUUUAAUGGAGAAGGUGAUCAAGAACCUGGACUUGAACCUGGUGAUAUAAUUAUUGUAUUGGAUGAAAAAGAACAUCGUUUAUAUAAGAGAAGUGGAACUGAUUUGAUUCUUCGUUUAGAAAUUGAACUAGUUGAGGCAUUGUGUGGAUUCCAGAAAGUGAUAAAGACUUUAGAUGAACGUUCUUUGGUUAUUACUGCUGUAGCCGGUGAAGUUUUGAAACACGGUGAUGUCAAAUGUGUUGUUGGUGAGGGUAUGCCUCAGUAUAAGAACCCAUUUGAAAAAGGUCGUAUGAUCAUUCAGUUCCUGGUUAAUUUCCCUGAAAGUUUGUCAUCUGCAAAGGUGCCUCUGCUUGAAUCGUGUCUUCCUCCUAGACCGGUUGAAACUAUUCCGGAGAAUUCUGAAGAAGUAUCGCUUGUAGAGAUGGAUCCAGAAUAUGACUCUAGGAGACAAUCUAGACGUGAGGCUUACAAUGAUGAAGAUGGACCCACCCGAAAUGUUCAAUGUGCUUCACACUAAUGUUUUUUCACUUUUAAAAGUCCAUAUAUUAUACAGUACUGAGUUAUCUGUACUCAUUCCGUAAUAAGACACCGAGCAAACAAAAUUUGAUAAUCUGUGUAAAAAAUUAGACUUCUGAUACAGUAUUUCUUUCCUAAUAUAUUUACUCUUUUUUUAUUUUAUUCAAAAGUUAAAGGAUACAUAUAAUUUAAUUGCUUUCUGCUGAUCAAUACAUUAGUACACUCCAUUUUUAGUGUUACUUGUUUUUUAUUUUAUAAAAAAUGAUAAUCAUUUCUAUUUUAAACAGAA
Messenger RNA from Metopolophium dirhodum (rose-grain aphid), 1731 nucleotides. RefSeq names its product dnaJ homolog subfamily A member 1 (gene Droj2). Bases 238 to 1443 code for a protein of 401 amino acids. The record is from RefSeq and is a predicted model, not a curated record. The transcript has 7 exons. Gene Ontology annotation, molecular function: Hsp70 protein binding; ATP binding. Gene Ontology annotation, biological process: response to heat; protein refolding. Gene Ontology annotation, cellular component: cytosol; cytoplasm. NCBI's taxonomy places the organism in Eukaryota, Metazoa, Arthropoda, Insecta, Hemiptera, Aphididae.